Messenger RNA from Oryzias latipes (Japanese medaka), 2085 nucleotides. RefSeq names its product BUD23 rRNA methyltransferase and ribosome maturation factor (gene bud23). Gene Ontology annotation, molecular function: rRNA (guanine) methyltransferase activity. Lineage: Eukaryota; Metazoa; Chordata; Actinopteri; Beloniformes; Adrianichthyidae. Gene Ontology annotation, biological process: rRNA (guanine-N7)-methylation. Gene Ontology annotation, cellular component: nucleolus. The record is from RefSeq and is a predicted model, not a curated record.
GAUCAACGAAGAAGAUGGUCACGUGACCGCCGUUCGCUUCACGUGUGUUUAGAAGAACUGAUAGUUUGCUUCCAAGACUGUUUUUGUUUUUGACGUUUUAUUUAGUUACUUUGUUUUUUUUCUAACUAGCAUUCUUCCUCAUUGAAGGACGAUGGCUUCCAGCUGUCGACGACCCGAGCACAUGGCUCCUCCAGAUGUGUUCUACAAUGAGGAGGAAGCAAAGAAAUACUCGCAGAACUCCCGCAUGAUUGAGAUUCAGACCCAGAUGUCAGAGAGGGCUGUGGAGCUUCUGAACCUGCCAGAGGGACAGCCGUCCUUCUUGUUAGAUGUCGGGUGUGGAUCUGGUCUCAGUGGGGACUAUCUGUCAGAGGAAGGACACUACUGGGUUGGAAUCGACAUCAGCACUGCUAUGUUAGACGUCGCGUUGGACAGAGAAGUGGAAGGAGAUCUUGUGCUGGGGGACAUGGGCCAUGGGAUGCCUUUUCGAGCAGGCACCUUUGACGGUUGCAUCAGCAUCUCUGCGCUGCAGUGGCUCUGUAACGCAGACAAAAAGUCCCACAGUCCACCCAAGAGGCUCUUCACUUUCUUCAGCACACUAUACUCUUCUUUGGCUAGAGGCUCUCGUGCCGUUUUUCAGCUUUAUCCAGAGAAUUCAGAGCAGCUGGAGCUGAUUACAACGCAGGCCAUGAAAGCAGGUUUCAGUGGCGGCAUGGUGGUGGAUUACCCCAACAGCAGCAAGGCUAAAAAGUUCUUCUUGUGUCUGUUUGCCGGUAUGACAGGAGUUCUUCCUAAAGGUCUGGGCUCAGAAACGUCUGACCGAGCUGUUUCAAACCAAGUUCAGUAUUCAGGACAGAGGUGUCGAUUUAAAAAUAUGAAAGGAAAAUCAGUGAAGAAGGGACGAGAUUGGAUCUUGGAGAAAAAGGAGAGAAGAAGAAGACAGGGAAGGGAGGUUCGAGCGGAUACAAAGUACACCGGUCGUCAGCGGAGACCUCACUUCUAGCUCUGACUCAUGCAGCUCAUGCCGUCAUCAUCUCUGGUCUGAACCAGCACACGCACGGUCAACGCUGGAGCCUGAUUGCACUUUUCUACUCUGUUGAGUCAAGUGGAUGAGGUGCAAACAUGAGAUGCUGUUAUAGCCAAUCAGCUUCUUAUUUGUUCAAGUGAUUGGCAAUUUGUUUCUCCCAAAUUGGGUGAGAUUUAACUCUGUUUGGAUUUAACAGGUGUACGUGUCAAAACUGAGCUGUGAAAUCAAAAGGGUUUAUAAUAAUAAUUAUGAAAUAUUCAAUUCUUCUUUUAGUUUCAUAGACUCAAACCAUUUUUGUCUUUUAAAUUGAUAAACCAAAAAAGAUGAAGAUAUUUUGACUGCUUACUUGAGGAUGAGACCCACUUGAUUUCUUCACUAAGAAAAAGCAGAGCUCAAAUGUCACCAGCUGCAAUUCAGAACAGAGAAAAGUUUGAUAGAUUUUGAAACAACACACAGACAUCGAUGAAAUCAAACUUUAUUUAUAAAGCACUUGUACAAAAAGUGCUUUAUUUAUAAAGCACUUUUUGUACAAUAGGCUUAAAACAAUUAGAAGCCAAAUUACAAUUACUAGACUACAGAAACCCUCAAUACUCCAUGACUUACUUUUUGGUGCAGUGAAGCCAUGGAUGACUAAUAAAACCAAAUAAUUUGUGUAAACAGUUGGCUAAGAUAUUGUCUUUUGUGUAAAUGAAACAAAACGGAUACCCUUAAGAGUUACUAGUGCAAAUAGGCACACAUGCGCGCUAAUGCAGAGUUGGCGAUUGGUAAAAGUGAGACAAAGAGAUCACAAAUAUGAACGUGGACGUAGAGGCAUUCGACAAAUUUUUAAAUCAUUUCCAAUUUGUUAAAAACAAAGGCAAAAAUGUUUUCAGUUAACUGCAAGUUAUGUCCUGGAGAUGAAAUGCUUUCCAUUGCCCUAGUGUCAAUGAGCAACCUAUAUCUAUACACUAUGUAGGCUCCUAUUCAAUGUACAUUUUUUCAUGCUCGUGUUGAAGUUAACGAGGUGGUGCUAAAUAAAACCCUUGUGUAGCCUUUAGGGUUUUAUUUAGUGGAUUUUACAA